AGAUUUGGUACUCAAUAUAGUGAAGAUGUACGAUUCCUUACCAAUGUUAUCACUAACGUCCGGGACCAAGGACAAUGGUACCAGUUACCAACGAGUGCAGAAGAAUAUCGGCCAUAUUAUGGUUAUAAAAAAAACAUCAAAAAUUUUGGAACCUUCGAUUUCAUCAUUGUUGGAGCUGGACCUGGAGGAAGCGUCGUAGCCAAUAGACUUUCAGAAGUCCCGGAAUGGAACAUACUCUUGAUAGAAGCUGGCGAUUAUGGAGACAACGUUACCGAUAUUCCCAAUAUGUAUUACGAAGUCGAAUUCACUCAGUACAAUUGGGGCUUCAAUAGUGUUCCUCAAACAACAGCAUGUCUAGGUAUGGUGAACCAAACAUGUCCCAUGGCAAGAGGUAGAGGAGUAGGAGGUACUUCCCUCAUCAACGGUCUAUUGUACGCCAGAGGUUCCAGCAUAGACUUCGACAGGUGGGCAGACCAAGUCGAAGACUCAAGAUGGUCAUACUCUAACGUCUUACCAAUUCUAAAACAGCUAGAACGCUUCGUUUAUACAGACCCGCAAGCUCCAGUUGACGAAUCCAUCCAUGGUACAAGAGGAAUGCAGAAUGUCGAGUACCAUUUGCCUAGGAGUCCUCAGCUGAAUGCCUGGCUCGAUGCACAUGAAGAAUUAGGUUUUCCCAUAGCUGACUAUAACUCUGGCACUGGCCUUGGAGCUUCUCCAGCGCAAGUCAAUACUAUGAAUGGGAGGAGAGCAGACGCUGGUUCUUCAUUCAUCCUUCCCAUCUUGAACAGACCUAAUUUGAAAGUCCUCACCUACAGCUAUGCAACCAAGAUCAUCAUGGAUAAGGAGAAGAGAGCCAGAGGAAUUAGGUUCACGCACAAUAAUAGAUGGUACGAAGCCAAAGCUUCCAAAGAAGUCAUCAUCAGUGCUGGAGCUUUCCAAACACCUCAGCUACUUAUGCUUUCUGGUAUUGGACCCAGAGACCAUCUGGAGUCGUUGGAUAUAGAAGUUGUGCAAGAUUUGGGGGUUGGUAGUACUCUCAUGGAUCAUGCUUGCUACUAUGGGUUGAAUUUCGGGACGAAUUAUACGGAACCGAUAUUGCCAUUGGAAGAGUAUGUGCAGCAAUUUGUGGCAGGUCGUGGGCCUUUGGCAGCACCAGGAAAUAAUCAGGGAGUGGCGUUUUAUGAAUCGCAGUUCACCAGAGGUACUGGAUAUCCAGACAUCGAAAUAAUGUUCAUUCCAUCCAAUGCCACCACCGAUCUGUCACAGAGAGCAUUCUUGCUAACCGACCAAACCUACGCGGACGUAUGGGAAUUCAUCAGCAGACCUCAGUCGUUCAUUUUGUACAUCAUCUCCCUACAUUCAGAAUCAAGUGGCACAGUGAGACUCAAUAGCAGUGACCCUUUCGCGUAUCCACUCAUCGAUAACAGAUUUCUUUCUGAUCCUGCCGGCAGAGACAUCGAGAGGAUUUACGAGGGAGUGCAGAUCAUGUUGAAAUUGGCUGGGACUGAAGCUAUGCAAAAAAUUGGAACAACCCUACAAGGAGGCCCAUUGACAGCUUGUAGCCAGUACGAGUCCAUGUCGAGAGAAUACUGGUAUUGCUCGAUCCGACAAAUGACCAUGAACAUCUACCAUCCGGUGUCUACUUGCCCCAUGGGUCCUUAUCCCGAUAAAGGUCAUGUGGUGGACUCGGAGGGUCGGGUGCAUGGAACGAAGAGGUUGAGAGUCGCUGAUGCGAGCGUCAUCCCGUUUCCUCAGUCUGGACAUCCGGUGGCGCCUAUAGAGCUAAUUGGAGAUAUGAUUUCUCAAUUUAUCAAAGAAGAGUAUCUGUACAGUAGAUGA
Molecule: messenger RNA, 1839 nt
Organism: Phaedon cochleariae (mustard beetle)
Lineage: Eukaryota; Metazoa; Arthropoda; Insecta; Coleoptera; Chrysomelidae
Source: the annotation of a GenBank genome assembly